AGUGAAAUAUGGGUAUGCAAUCUAGUCUCAGGCUAUAAUGUAUACUCUCAUUGCCAAGAACUGAUUGAUUGUUCGGGGAAACAUGGACUGAGUUGAUACCAUUAAGUAGUACUUAUCAUAUUAGAAAUAGAAAUGUAGCAUGUAAAUGGUUGAAUAAAGCGCGCUUUGUGACAGAAUUCCUCACAUUAUGAUCGAAAUCAAUAAAUAUAACUGAUCACUUGAUAUUGUUAAUAUGUUACAUCUGCAAACUGUCCUGUUGUUCCUUAUUGUCCAAACAUGUAUAUGCUGGGAAAAGCAAUAAAUAUAUUUGGAUCACUUGAUCAGCUCUAUUUUACCAAAUCAUUUUGUUACAAAUACAUCUUGUAAUCUUCUGAUUUUAGUUGAAACUAAGUAUACCUAAAUAACAUGAAGAUUUGUGCUACAAUUAGAGAAGGAAGAAGCUGUCGGGUAGUAGUUACACAAUAAAUCAUCUAACUUCUUCUCUUCUUGUAAAGCUAUUGAAACAUUUAGCUUCUUGGCACUUUUUCUGUUAAGACUUGCAAACCAAUAUCUGGUCGUUGUAAACCUUAUUGUUGCCAUCAUUUGAAAAGUAGGACAUUUCCUUCUUAGAUAAGCUCUAACGAAAAUUUGUGGCUUUAUGGAUCCAGAAGCAAGUCUCUCUCUGCUAUCUACAUGUGUAUUCAUAUAUAUGUACCUAUAUAAAUACAUUGUAAUUUUUGCACUUUGUCCCUUUUGGUGCUAUUUCAAGGAAUGAAUAGGUGAAGUUAUUAUUCUCGUUAACCUUAUUCUGAUCAGAAAUUGACUGUUUAUAUGAUUCUUUCAUUGGAUGUCUAUUCAUCUAUUUUAUUUUCAUAUAAAUAGAAAUCAGAAAGCUCUAUGAAAAAAUCAUGGUUCAAUUCAAUGUUACCAAAGGGGAAAGUAAAAUACAGAUGUUUGUUGGAUAAAUUAAUGGAUAGUUUUGGUCUUAUUGAAAAUACUAGUAUAAGCGAAGAAUCGGCUAAAAAUGAUCCGGAUAAAGCAUUGAUAAUUAUAUUUAGGGUGAAAGUUCUGGUUAUUUACAAUAAUGUUGAUCAAUACUUGACAUCAAGGACAUGUUGAAUUUCAUCUCAGAUGAUACCUUUUUAGUUACAGAUAGUAAUAAAGAGAUUUUAUAUUCUUGUUAUUCCAUGUUUUGAGAUUGGAAAUGAUUAUUCUUUUUUAAUUGAACUGGAAGUUUUUUUUUUAAAGUUAUCAUAAUUAUAAUUAUAUGAAUAAUAGAUUUAAAACUAACUCCUCUGAUCUGUCCAGAUGUGAGUGUUUUGCCUCCAGACUUGGCAGUAAAGUUGAAAGAUAUUCCUGUUAUUCCAUGUUUUGCUGCUAUGUUAGCAUUUGCAGAACCUUUAUCCUUGAUACCCACAAAAGGAUUCUCAUUCAAAAACUCUAAAGUUUUAAAUUGGGCUUAUUGUGACAGUAGCAAGCCAGGGCGUUCCACCACAAGUGAACGAUGGGUAUUGCAUUCAACUAUGGAAUAUGCUAGGAGUGUAAUUGCUCGAACUGGAGUCGGGAAGCUUUCAAUUGAGACAUUAAAUGAAGUUGCAGAAGAAAUGUUCCAAGAAUUUCAAGACUUAGGUCUUGGUGUUUCUAAACCAUUUUUCAGCAAAGCACAUAGAUGGGGAAGUGCGUUUCCAGCAGAAAGCAGGGCAAAAGAGGAGAAAUGCUUGUGGGAAAGGGAGAAGAGACUUGCAAUUUGUGGAGAUUUCUGUGUGAGUCCAAGUGUUGAAGGUGCGAUAUGCAGUGGACUAGCAGCUGCCUCAAAACUUGUCGAGAUUCUUAGUUGCUUAUAGUGGUUAAUACUCUUUUCUUUGUAAUAUUACCUGUACUUACAAUUCGCCUUCAUGUUGCUUUAAGUUGAUUUUAUUACCUACUUACCCGAAUUGUAGUUUUUAACAGUCUUCAAAUUCCGACAGAUAACCCUGUUAUUUAACCA
Carica papaya (papaya) is the source of this 1966-nucleotide messenger RNA. Lineage: Eukaryota; Viridiplantae; Streptophyta; Magnoliopsida; Brassicales; Caricaceae. The record is from RefSeq and is a predicted model, not a curated record.